Molecule: messenger RNA, 912 nt
Organism: Fomitopsis serialis
Lineage: Eukaryota; Fungi; Basidiomycota; Agaricomycetes; Polyporales; Fomitopsidaceae
Exons: 2
Coding region: 1-912 (303 amino acids)
Source: RefSeq, a predicted model, not a curated record
AUGCUCCGCCCAUCCCGCGCCAGCCGCCGUUCUGUCGCCUCGCCCGCUCGUUCCGGGCCUCGGUGGUCUCCGCGUGCGUCCCCUGCUCCCCGGUCUCCCUCGUCCUCCCCGUUCGCCCGCCUUUCCCCGCCUCCGGCCCCUCCUAUCGACGUAGACAUGCUGGACGCGGUGGCCGCCGACUCCGACGAUGCGGAUCCUCCGCUUCUCCCCGAGGCGCCCCUCCCUCUUUUCCUUCCGUCGCCGUCCGCUCGUGGUGAGUCCCCGUCGCCGCCUCCGUCGUUUCCGCGGGGACGAGCCGUUCCUCGUCGUUUCCCGUCCCCUCCCCCGAUCGCCGUCCUCAGCCCCGCUCCGUCCCCGUCUCCCGCCCCGAUCCCGCUCCACGUCGCCUCCCCCGUCUCAUCGUUCACCCUCCUCGCCCGCCCGUUGCCUCCGCCACUGCUCCUUCUCGUCCUGCCCCAGGACUCGUCGACAUCGCUCCGCCGCCUCCAAAGGGCGCAUCUUCGAGGAAGGACCGUAUCCGAUACGGGCCCUUCGUGUACAGUCCGGGCACGCCGUGCGAGAAAUGCGCCAGGCGCAAUCACGUUUGUCGCCGCGACGGGUACCCUGGCCAUGGCCAAUGGUCCCCCGCGUCUCCGGUACAUCGGCCUUCACGCCGACGUCUCCCCUGAGGUCGCCGCCCGUUACGACCACACACCCCGCAUUCCCCGUUCCACGACCGUCGAGGGAAAUCCGCCGGCUGACCUCCUGGCGUCCUACGCACCCCCGCCAGCUCGUUCCCCGUCUCCUGUGGCUGGCCCGUCCCGCUCCGUUCGUCGCCGUGUCCAGGACCUUGCGGGCGGCCUCGACGCGGUCGAGCGGUUCGUCCUUCGUCCGGGUUUGCUGGGCGCCCCCAACGAUGCGCGGGACGUGUAA